AUCGUCAUUAUAUCACUGCUAUUUAUAACCUUGCGAGUGUUACAAAUGUGGAGAGGUCCCCCCUCUCGAUCUCUCCUACAGAGAUAGGUGGCCGGAGGGAGGGACAGCAUGGUCUAGCGUGUGUGCAAAGGUGUUUCGUGUGUACAUGGGAAUCCUUUUCCCUUGCUCUCUCUAUCUCUUCAGUUAAAGCGAUCAACACAUGGAAUUCCUGUCUCCAAAUCUUUAUUAAUUACUGCCUCAUAACCCCCAUCACCCUCCUUCCCUUUCCUCUCCCCUCUCUCCUCCUGCACCGGUGCACCCCCAUCUUCUUCCUCCGGCCUCGUGUGAGAUCCUCUUACAUGUGAUCAUGCACAGGCUGAGAGGGUAAGAAAGGGUGUACUACUUACUCUUGGCAGCGAGAAGAAUUGCAGCUGGCUCUCUAACUAGCAGCCAUGGAUUGUGCAACAACCGGCAGUGGCGACGGCAGCCACCACCUCAUCGGCUCGAGGAUGGAGGAGCAACGGAAGUACAUGUCGGAGUCGAGCUGCUGCCCACGGUGCGGCCACAAGAUCGACCGGCUUCUGGACUGGGUGGGGCUGCCGGCUGGGGUGAAGUUCGACCCGACGGAUCAGGAGCUGAUCGAGCACCUGGAGGCCAAGGUCCGGUCCGGCGUCGCGGCGGCGCCGUCACACCCGCUGAUCGACGAGUUCAUACCCACCAUUGAAGGGGAGGACGGCAUCUGCUACACCCAUCCUGAGAAAUUGCCAGGUUUGACCAAGGACGGUCUGAGCAGGCACUUCUUCCACCGCCCGUCCAAGGCCUACACCACCGGCACGCGCAAGCGUCGCAAGAUCCAGCCGCCCGCCGCCGCCACCUCAUCGGCCUCCGCCCCGGCAGUGCAGUCGCAGCAGCAGCAGCAGCAGCAGCAGCGGAGCGAGACGCGGUGGCACAAGACCGGAAAGACACGACCGGUGGUAGUCGCCGGCCGGCAGCGGGGGUGCAAGAAGAUCCUGGUGCUCUACACCAACUUCGGCAAGCACCGCAAGCCGGAGAAAACCAACUGGGUGAUGCACCAGUACCACCUCGGCGAUAACGAGGAGGAGCGCGAGGGCGAGCUCGUCGUGUCCAAGAUCUUCUACCAGACGCAGCCGAGGCAGUGUGGCGUCGCGGAAGCCACCGCCACCUCCGCGGCAGCAGCCGUGGAGAGGAGUGACCACUCGGCGGCGCCCAUGGCGGCCUCAUCCAAUGUCAGUGCGGCGUUCCACGGCGCCGCCGGCAUUGACGAGUUCAGCUUUGCGCAGUUCAGGAGCAGCUUCGAGGAGGUGGGCGUGGGAGCGUCAGGUCAGGUUCAAGCUAGGGCUGAUGACGAAGUGCAUGCAGGGCAUCAUCAUCAUCACCUUCACCAGGAGCAUGAUCCUCGGCAUCGAUAUGCUAACCAUGAGCAGCAGCGCAUGGCCGCAGCCGCGGGAGCAUUCAACAUCAGCACGCCGACUGACCCCGUCGCCACGCUGAUCACCCCGCCACCGGUGGUUCACCAUGGUUCCAUCAUGCUCCAACCGCCAGAGCCAUUUGAUCAUGACCAGAGUUAUCAUCAUCAGCAGGAGGUCGAGCGGCAACACCAACAUCAAAAGUUCGAUGAACGGUCAACUUCUGGGCUCGAAGAGGUGAUCAUGGGAUGCACUUCAAGGAGGACAAAAGGAGUAGGGGAAACAUCAGGUGCCAAGGAUAGCACAGAAUGGCAUUACCCAUCCUUCUGGCCACCUGACAGCCAGGAUCAUCAUGGAUAGAAGAGCAACAUCUCUACCACCUUGAGUGGCAGCCAAUCUUGGAGAGGCAACCAAAAGCAAACCAAGACCCUGACACCAUCAUUCCUACCAUGAUAUGAUCAGCAUACAUACAACAUAUAUAGGCUGCAAGGAGUGGCUUCCAAGAAGCAAACAAAAGGCAAAGUUAUAGCAACAAAAUCCAACACCAACUUUUUACUCUCUCUCUCUCUCUCUCUCGUGUAUCUUUCUCUUCAACCAAUGCGUCUGGAUAAGGGGAUGGAAGUUUCAUUUGAGUGCUCAGAUUUACAUGUCUAAAGAGACAAAGAUGAUGUUGGAGGAAAAGGAAAAGGGAGAAUCCGAAAAAGAAAGGUAGAGACAUAAAACAAAGGUGACGUCACAUAUAAGAACGGUCAGUUAACCGUCGGUUGUACACAGAGAUCGAUGCAAAAUCAUAACCGCAAUCAUAGUUCAUCCUGGACUUUUUUCCUCAAAUUGUCGUUAUAGUCUAAUAAUCAGGGGUCAGGACACCAUUAUACAAUUCAUUGCUUUCUGAUUGUAAUUGUUGGAUUGGUUAAUUAUGCACACCAUUUCUUUUC
Phragmites australis (common reed) is the source of this 2341-nucleotide messenger RNA. RefSeq names its product NAC domain-containing protein 75-like. Gene Ontology annotation, cellular component: nucleus. Lineage: Eukaryota; Viridiplantae; Streptophyta; Magnoliopsida; Poales; Poaceae. Gene Ontology annotation, biological process: regulation of DNA-templated transcription. Gene Ontology annotation, molecular function: transcription cis-regulatory region binding; DNA-binding transcription factor activity. Bases 432 to 1766 code for a protein of 444 amino acids. The transcript has 6 exons. The record is from RefSeq and is a predicted model, not a curated record.